GUCUUUUUAAAGGGGCCACACCUGAGAGGCACCCUGGCCCAAGGCCCACGCACAGCUGUUUGGAUGGCAGAAAAACAUGAGCAAGUUUUCACUACAAUUUGAGAAGCAGUACUGCUACCAUCCGGAACUGCAAGUAUGUCCUGGCAUGGAUAUGGAGGUGGCUCUUCUAAUCCAGAUGCCCCACUUUGCCCCCGUAUAGGAGAAGUACUUUGUGCCGCUGACUGAUGCUAAAUUUCAAGACUACCUCGAUGGCCGCAAAGAAGACAUCACACUUAUGUGCAGAUCUUCAGAGUUCAAUCAAGACAAGACAGCACUGAUCGUGACCAAUAAUCCCCUUCCAGACCUAAAUUCCAAUCACAGAAAGGACACCCCCAUGAAGUUCUUCUGCAAAGAGCAGUUAGGAAGGGGAAUCAAAGCCAGGAGUCAACUUCAUUUACCCCUGCUGAAGACACAGCAGAGCCAGCUGCCUGGACCUGACACAUGUUUUGCUGAGGGAAAGGUUGGGAAAUCACUGCUGUUCAGAUUUUCCACAGACAACGAUUUCAAGACUGAAGGGCAGUUUUCCAAAAGCUAUGCUGAGAAGCGACUGCUAAGGCGAUACCCCCACCUCCACUUUCAAACCUUCCCUAGACUAGAGCCGAAGGCCGGGCAACCCCUUCCAAGGAAGGGAAGCAAGCCCUCAAGAGAAAUAAGCUGCAGAUGGGAACCAUUAACUCUCUCCUCCUUAUUUGAAGCAAAGCCCGUUGUCAACGUGCCAGGGCAACACAGCUUCAAGCAUGGGAAAGUCUCGCAAUGGGUAGUGAGCAGCUCUUUUGUAGACAGUUACAAAUAAAGCCUCACCCUGAGUCACUGCCACUUGGAUGAAUGCAGCCAUCAGAAAGCAGAACUCUCUAGCGUCCGGAAAGCUCAGCUGGCUGGUGAAAGCCACCUUUUAACAGAGCUUGCAUGGUUUGGAGUUUACGACGGAGAAUGAGCCUGCAAUAAAAGUGGUUAAGGGUUGUGACAAAGUAUUAGUCAUUGGG
Molecule: messenger RNA, 1022 nt
Organism: Pelodiscus sinensis (Chinese soft-shelled turtle)
Lineage: Eukaryota; Metazoa; Chordata; Testudines; Trionychidae
Source: RefSeq, a predicted model, not a curated record